This is a messenger RNA of Musca domestica (house fly), 1881 nucleotides long. Its product is annotated as KH domain-containing, RNA-binding, signal transduction-associated protein 2-like. The coding region runs from base 326 to 1477 and encodes 383 amino acids. Gene Ontology annotation, cellular component: nucleus. NCBI's taxonomy places the organism in Eukaryota, Metazoa, Arthropoda, Insecta, Diptera, Muscidae. Gene Ontology annotation, molecular function: mRNA binding. Gene Ontology annotation, biological process: regulation of alternative mRNA splicing, via spliceosome. The record is from RefSeq and is a predicted model, not a curated record. The transcript is spliced from 4 exons.
UUUUGCAAAAAAAUUACGCCGCCAUUGCUAGGACAUUUAAAACGGCUUCGUUCUCUAAUUUUUUGGUGGAUUUAUGUAUUUUUCAAUUAUUAUGUAUUUUUUUAAUUAUUAAACAUUACACAAGCAAGUAUAGCGUCCCGUUUAUGCAAAAUCUUGGCCACAUUGGAGAUUGGUUAAUAGACAUCGGUUUUCCGCGUUACAAAUUUUGCAUCAAUUAUCGCUAAUCAAGUUUUUCCGGGGUUUACGUUUCAUAAAUUGUGUGUGGUGGUGCUGGUGCUGCUGCUGCUGUUCUGUUGUCGUCGUCUUCGUCGUUGAACACAAAUAAAUGGAAAACGGUAUGCGUGUGGAGUCUAGCGGUGGCGAUAGUGGGGGUGUCAGUGUAAAUGGUCAUCUGCACACUGAUAAUGCUGGCGACCAGCAUGGGAGUGCGGAAAAGACAACAUCGCGCCUAAGUGAAGCUGCCCAAAAGUAUAUGCAAGAGCUGUUGGUCGAACGUUCCAAAUUGGAGAAUACUUUCCCCUUGGCUGUGAAACUAAUCGAUGAAGCGCUGGAAAGGAUUCAAUUGAAUGGACGCAUACCGGCUAGAGAACAAUAUGCCGAUGUCUAUCAGCAACGUACCAUAAAACUAACCCAAAAGGUUCAUGUGCCUAUUAAGAAUAAGAAAUUUAAUUACGUCGGUAAGCUGUUGGGCCCCAAAGGCAACUCUGUGCGUCGCCUGCAGGAGGAGACCCAAUGUAAGAUUGUCAUAUUGGGCCGCUUCUCCAUGAAGGAUCGUGCCCGUGAAGAAGAACUACGUAAUUCGGCUGAUUUUAAGUAUGCCCACCUUAAUCUACCUUUACAUGUUGAAGUUUCUACUGUAGCACCACCGGCUGAGGCCUAUGCUCGCAUGGCAUAUGCCUUGGCAGAACUUAGACGUUACCUGAUUCCCGACAAACAUGAUGAUAUACGCCAAGAGCAAUUUCGUGAAUUAAUGGAGGAUCCAGAGGCUGCCAAGAAAAUAACAAUGCGUCAGCAAAGGCAGCAGCAGCAACAACAGCAGCAGCACCAUCAUCAACAGCAGCAACAUCAACCGGCUGGCCGGAGUGGCGGUGGUAAUGGCAUGGGGUCUCAUAGUGGUGGUGGAGGCGGAGGUGGUGGCGGUCCCAAUAAUAGUAAUAACAACAACGGUAGAUCAAAAUAUCAACCUCAAAACCAACACUAUCAUCACAAUGAUGAGACUGUCUACUAUAGACCACAUAAUUCGUACCACCAAAUGAAGCCUUAUGUGCCAGGUAAUCAACGUAUGCAUUCUGCAAUGCCACCACCAACUGCAACAAUUGUGGGUGCUUCACCAACUGGCCCAUUGCCGGUUGUCAAUGCUGCCAAUUACAGUGGGCGAGGGGGUCCUGGUAUGAAUCCUGGUCCACCAAUAGGUCUUAAUCCCAAUAUAGGCUAUCGGGCAUCACAAAUGCCCUCCUAUAAAUAUACAAAGAAAUAAUACUGCUACUAACACUACUACAACAGCUGCCGCCUUACAAAGCCAGACAAGCAGACAGACAGCCAACCAGCCAGCUGUAAAAAAAUAGGGUCUAUGUGUUUCAAACAAACCACAAUCACUAUGUUGACAAGUUAAAUGUUUUUUUUUUGUUUUUACAUUAAAUUUUAUUUUCUUGUAUUUUUUUAACAAUUGAUUUAUUGUUAUUUUUUUUUUUUUGAAUCAUUGAUGAUUAUGAUUUUAUUGUACGGUUCCUUCAUUGGUUUUUCUUUUCGUUAAAAUAGAAAUGUUAACUACCACCACCACCAAAACCCCUCAAACCCUACCCGGUACAUGAAGUGUGUACAUAAAGUAAUAUUUUUUAAAUGACAUACAUACAUAAAUAUUACAGAAAAAACAAAAACAAA